AUGCAGACUAUUGAAACUUAUACGCCCUCUUUGCCAAACCUCCAUUUAACUCCCUUCCAAUCCAUCAACACCGUCGCUGACGACGUCAACCCACUCUACUACCGCUUAACCACCGACAACUUCAUCGUCCUCACUCUCCCUUCCGGCCAACUUUUGUAUGCACUCGACCCCGCCACCGGUACUUCCUUGUGGUGGGCACUACGUCGCAUAGCUCGAGUCAUAACUCGCGCAGCCAUCCAUUCCAUCGCCAUCGACCCAUUCGUACCCGUCACGCAACGCGGAUAUAUUCCUCAGUUUCAGUUUGACCGUAUCUCUAUGCAGCGCCCGGCGGUUCUGUCCACGUUGAGCCCCGACUGCAUGAAUCCGCUUUACGGAUAUACCUCACGAGAAAAUAUUCAAGCAUGGUUUACCGACUUCCAGAACAUGGGGAGGCAGGCUAUCCAGUGGAUUCGGGCGGCACGCUAUCAGUCAGCACACUUAAGACUUCAUUCGGGUUGGAACUGGGACGUUCUUCCCCAGGACAGUGCGAGACUGGAAUUUCCUGACCGCUAUUUGAUCAAAGGACCCGAUGCACGCAUCGACUCCAACUCCUAUUCUGUCCCCUCCAUCUGCAGCUCUUCGGCUAGCGAUUCCUCCAGCGAGGUUAGCAGCUUUACGUUCGACGAAGACAUUAUUAUGGGAGGUAUCGAUGACGACGAUAGGAGCCUCGUCCUACAUCCUUUACUCUCAGCCUAUGCGAAACACUAUACCGAUUACGAUGUCUUUAGCAAGGAACCUCUAAUCGACAACGGUUACGUCGAGUCGCGACUAGCAGGUAAUUCGAAUCUCAAGGACAGGGGGGGUUGUAUUCCGUUGCGAUUGUACUUAGUUUUGUUAGGAAUGCAAGUCGAACCAAACAGUUUUGAGUCAGGUGAAAUGCAAGAAGAAUACACCAACGCAGAGUCGUAA
Messenger RNA from Laccaria bicolor S238N-H82, 948 nucleotides. RefSeq lists its product as uncharacterized. Bases 1 to 948 code for a protein of 315 amino acids. NCBI's taxonomy places the organism in Eukaryota, Fungi, Basidiomycota, Agaricomycetes, Agaricales, Hydnangiaceae. The transcript has 7 exons. The record is from RefSeq and is a predicted model, not a curated record.